AUGCUGCAGAUGGAACUUGACUGGAAUGAUGCCACCCUUUGCAGCCAAUUUGCACAUGGGCUUCACUGGGAGGUCCAAAAACAGAUUGCCACAAGGGAGAGGCAACCACAAACACUGAGGGAGCUCCAGGACAUUUCCCUCAUCAAAGACAAUGCCCUCUGCAAGGAGAGAGCCAGCCACCCACCACAGGGUAAUAAGUCUUGCAAAACUUCCACCAACCCCAACCAGGGGACAAUUACUGGCCAACAGGCCACCAAAACCAGUCUCCUCUCCUCUGAUACCAACUAUGUCUUGAAGGAAAAACACAACCACCACUGCACAGAAGGUCUCUGUGUGAAAUGCAGCAAACCCAGUCACAAGUUUGCAGAAUGCUGCACCAGCUGCAAGGCUACCUCAAAGGAGGAUAAAGGGGAGUCUAAAGAAACCGCCAAGAUAGCCAAAGACUCCAAGUACCAAUUGGGAAAAGAGUAA
This is a messenger RNA of Rhizoctonia solani, 471 nucleotides long. RefSeq names its product Retrotransposon-derived protein PEG10. The record is from RefSeq and is a predicted model, not a curated record. The transcript has a single exon. NCBI's taxonomy places the organism in Eukaryota, Fungi, Basidiomycota, Agaricomycetes, Cantharellales, Ceratobasidiaceae. Bases 1 to 471 code for a protein of 156 amino acids.